GACCGUGGCGGUGGCAUCGUGACGCGCAGAAGAAGACGCUCUCCGAGGCGUCAUUUCCGGUUUAGAGAAGAGCCACUGGACAACAACAACAAAAAAAUGGAAGGGAAAAACAAUGUAGAUGACCUGGACGCUCGCCUUCAACUUCUCGAAAAACGCGUUCAUGGCGAAAGAGGAGGAAAAACCAAUAAGCCUGUGAAGUGUGCUGAAUCACUCACAAGGAUCAGUGCUGCUCUGGCAAACACCGCAAACAAGAGAGAGCGUGUCAGGAUCCUUCACAAGAAAAUUGAAGAUUUGCUGAAGUAUUUGGACCCCCAGUUCACAGACUUCAUUGCUGUGCCAGAUGCAAUGAAACUAGAGUUCAUUCUAGCAGAGGAAGAGUUUUUGCGAUCUCAGGCCACAUUAUUGGAGCAGGUGCACAAUCUGCAGCCUCUUCUGGACAGCAACCACAUUAAAGCGGUUCCAGAGCUGACCACUAAAGUGCAGCGAUUGUCACAAAUUCACAUUCGACAGCAGGACCAGAAUGAAGAAUUAUCUGCUGAAGUGAAGAAGCUGUUUGAAGAAUACAACAAAAUGAUGUUUCUUUUAUCAAAGCAGUUUUCACAGUGGGAUGAAACUCUUCGGAAGCUGGAAGGACCCAAGCAAGGCCAGCAGAUAGACUAGGAUGCUAAAUCUUAGAUUUGUCAAAUGUUGCAUUUUUCGCACUUCAUCGCAGAUAUGAUUAAUAAAACAGCACUGUCAUUCCUAAACAUACCUUGUUUAUAAGUAAGUGUUGUUUAAGGUCUUCGAUCUACCAUUAAUCUAAAUUUUGAGUCAUUAUGUACCAAUAUGGUCAUCUUAUUGUAUCAUAAGUAAUUAUAUGCUCAUUACAUUUGUGUUUACAGAAACAUUUCUCAUUUCUUCCAACCAUUCAGUAAACUCAUUUUGCUUUUUAAUGUAUUUAUUCCAGCAAUUGUAAGGAAUGAUGUGUGUAUGAGGUUGUUGUUUUUUUACCGCCUUUAGAAAAGUGUCACUACCUGAAAUAAUCAUAAAUAAAAGAAAGUG
Molecule: messenger RNA, 1041 nt
Organism: Sinocyclocheilus rhinocerous
Lineage: Eukaryota; Metazoa; Chordata; Actinopteri; Cypriniformes; Cyprinidae
Product: dynactin subunit 3-like
Exons: 7
Coding region: 97-660 (187 amino acids)
Biological process (GO): cytoskeleton-dependent cytokinesis
Cellular component (GO): dynactin complex
Source: RefSeq, a predicted model, not a curated record